This is a messenger RNA of Daldinia childiae, 804 nucleotides long. RefSeq names its product U3 small nucleolar RNA-associated protein 11. Gene Ontology annotation, biological process: rRNA processing. The record is from RefSeq and is a predicted model, not a curated record. Bases 1 to 804 code for a protein of 267 amino acids. NCBI's taxonomy places the organism in Eukaryota, Fungi, Ascomycota, Sordariomycetes, Xylariales, Hypoxylaceae. Gene Ontology annotation, cellular component: small-subunit processome; nucleolus. The transcript has 2 exons.
AUGUCUUCUAUAAGAAAUGCCGUACAACGGCGCGUUCACCGAGAACGUGCGCAACCAAAAGAGCGCCAACGCCUCGGUCUACUCGAGAAGCACAAGGAUUACUCCCUACGUGCCAAGGAUUUCAACAAGAAGAAAGCCCAAUUACGCGCGCUGCGGCAGAAGGCCGCUGAUCGCAACGAAGAUGAAUUCUAUUUCGGGAUGAUGUCGCGAAAGGGUCCUGGUGAUGCAUUGUCAUUAGGGAAGCGGUGGACUGGAACCGUCAAUGGCGACCGUGGCAAUAAGGUCAUGGAUAUAGACACCGUGCGCCUGCUUAAGACCCAGGAUAUUGGGUAUGUGCGCACCGUGCGUAAUGCUGCGCUCAAAGAGACCAAAGCGCUUGAGGAGAGGGUUGUGGGAUUAGGCGGUAGCUUAGAUGCUCAAGUUGAGGAGGACUCGGACGAUGAAGAUGAGUUUGGAGCACCGAAGCAGACGAAACCGAAAAAGAUUGUAUUCACAGAGGGCGUGGAAGAGCGUGAUGAGAAAUUACGACGGGAAAUAGAGAAAGAUGCAGACGAUGAAGAUGAUCUGGAUAUAGAAGACGAUGCCGAGAAGGACAAACCGGAAGCAUUACGUGCGGAACAGCGGCAAAAACUUCUCGAGAAACUACAACGAAGACUACAAAACGCACGAAAGAAGCUACGAAUUCUCGCGCGAACAGAGCAUGAGCUCGAGCUCCAAAGGUCCAAGAUGGCCAAGACGGCUACAUCUGGAAAUAUUGUCACGAAGUCCGGCAAAAAGAUCAAGAUUCGGGAGCGUAAGAGGUAG